Messenger RNA from Cyprinodon variegatus (sheepshead minnow), 623 nucleotides. It is a transcript of the gene psenen, whose product is annotated as presenilin enhancer gamma secretase subunit. NCBI's taxonomy places the organism in Eukaryota, Metazoa, Chordata, Actinopteri, Cyprinodontiformes, Cyprinodontidae. Gene Ontology annotation, biological process: Notch receptor processing. Gene Ontology annotation, cellular component: gamma-secretase complex. The coding region runs from base 103 to 408 and encodes 101 amino acids. The transcript is spliced from 4 exons. The record is from RefSeq and is a predicted model, not a curated record.
AAAAAGACGAAGAAGAGGGGCGGACCAGGAAGUGUUCUUCUAUUUUCUUGUUUCCCUUUUUCGAGUCAGUCUGAAACACCGUAGAGCCACUUUUAAUUUACCAUGAACCUGGAAAGACUUCCCAACGAGGAGAAGCUCAGCCUAUGUAGAAAAUAUUACUUGGGUGGUUUUGCUCUUCUUCCUUUCCUGUGGCUUGUAAACGUUGUUUGGUUUUUUAAGGAAGCUUUUGUUAAGCCACCCUUCACUGAACAGACCUUAAUUAAAACAUAUGUGAAACGUUCAGCGCUGGGUUUGUCGUUUUGGGUCGCAGUAUUGACAACAUGGAUCACGAUUUACCAACACUACAGAUCCCAGUGGGGGGAGGUUGGCGAUCGCCUUUCAUUCACGAUUCCACUGGGCACACCUUGAGAUGUCCGUCAGCCGACUAUGACGAGUCAAAGAGUUUUCUCUUUAUCAAAGUGGAAGAUUUUGGUCCUUGUGAGAUUUAUCACCUUUAAAAUAUAGAUACUGUAGCACUCUGAAAUGUCUGUUUUUUAAUAGGUUCUUCGUAUUCUUUGAUUUCAGUAUGAGCUAACAAAGUGUUAAAGGUGUGCAUUUUGUUUAUAUAUAAUAAAAAAAAAAAA